This is a messenger RNA of Zasmidium cellare ATCC 36951, 936 nucleotides long. RefSeq lists its product as uncharacterized. The transcript is spliced from 2 exons. The coding region runs from base 1 to 936 and encodes 311 amino acids. Lineage: Eukaryota; Fungi; Ascomycota; Dothideomycetes; Mycosphaerellales; Mycosphaerellaceae. The record is from RefSeq and is a predicted model, not a curated record. Gene Ontology annotation, molecular function: oxidoreductase activity.
AUGGGAUCUCAGGACAAGCAUCGUGUCAUACUGGGUCUGAUGACCUUCGGCCCGCCAGGGACUGCUGAGUUCGGCACCAGAAUCGAGUCCAAGGACGAGUUCAACAAGCAUCUCGACACUUUCCAGAAAAGGGGGUAUAAUGAAGUCGAUACCGCUCGGAUGUACGUCAACGGACUCCAAGAAGGAUGGACGAAAGAGGCCAAGUGGCAGGAGCGAGGUCUGACGCUAGCGACGAAAUGGUAUCCUCGCAACCCUGGCGACCAUGCGAAGGCCAUCGUCAAAGAACAAUUCGCCAAGAGCAUCUCCGAGCUGGUCACCGAGAAAGUCGACAUCUUCUACCUGCAUGCCCCGGACAGAUCUGUUCCGUUCAGCGAGACGCUUGAGGCUUGCAACGAGCUCUACCAAGCUGGCCACUUCAAGCACCUCGGACUGAGCAACUACGCAUCAUGGGAAGUUGCAGAGAUUUGCACGACAGCGAAGGAGCGUGGCUGGGUGAAGCCUACAAUCUACCAAGCCAUGUACAAUGCCAUCACGAGAGCCAUUGAUGACGAGCUGAUUCCAUGCUGCCGGAAGUUUGGGCUGGACAUCGUGGUCACCACUGAGGGACGCUUCUCCAACACCGCUCAAGUCAUUGGCAACAUGUAUCGCGAGAGAUACUUCAAGGAUGCGAACUUCGAGGCUUUGAAGUUGGUGGAACCAGUCGCCGAGAAGCACAAGUUGACCUUGCCGCAGAUUGCUCUGAGAUGGGUGGUCCAUCACAGCAAGCUGAACGUCAAGAACGGGAACGAUGGUAUUGUCAUUGGAGUCAGUAGCUUCCAGCAACUGGAGCAGAACCUUGAUCACCUCGAGGAAGGCGAGUUGCCGUCAGACGUCGUGGAAGCCCUCGAUCAAGCCUGGUUGGUUACGAAAGCGACCUGCCCGCUCUACUGGCGAUAG